UUGGGGCUUGCAAACCACAGCCCUCGGGAGCCUUUGAUCAGAGGAGAAUCUGGGAGAGACCUGAAGAUGGAUGCCACGGUUCUCAGCACCCCUGAUUACUCUGAUUAUGACAAUUGGACCUCGAACCCCAACACCAUGGUGGAUGCCUCUUCCCACACCCACAGGCUUAAUGCCCCAGAUGUGAUCGCCCUGGUGAUCUUCGCGGCCGUCUUCCUGAUCGGGGUGCCCGGCAAUGCCAUGGUGAUUUGGGUGACAGGGUCUGAGAUCAAGCGGACUGUCAAUGCCAUCUGGUUUCUCAACCUAGCGGUGGCCGACUUCCUCUCCUGCCUGGCGCUGCCCAUCUUGUUUACAUCCAUCAUCCAGCACAACCACUGGUCCUUCAGUGACGCCGCCUGUCGAAUCCUGCCCUCUCUCAUCCUUCUCAACAUGUACGCCAGCAUCUUACUCCUGGCCACCAUCAGCGCCGACCGCUUCCUGCUGGUGUUCAAUCCCGUCUGGUGCCAGAACUACCGCGGGGCCCACCUGGCCUGGGUGGCCUGCGCCGUGGCCUGGAGCUUGGCUCUGCUGCUGACCAUACCUUCUUUUGUGUUCCGUCAGGUCCACGUAGAGCACUUCCCGCCCAAGACGACAUGUGUUGUUGAAUACGGUAGGGACAAUGUGUACGCGGAGAAGGCCGUGGCCGUCGUCCGGCUGGCCGUGGGCUUCCUGGGGCCGCUGGUCACGCUUGCCAUCUGUUACACCUUCCUCCUGAUUCGGGCGUGGAGCCGCACUGCCACGCGCUCCGCCAAGACGCUCAAGGUGGUGGUGGCCGUGGUGACCAGCUUCUUUGUCUUCUGGCUGCCCUACCAGGUGACGGGGAUGAUGCUGGCCUUUUUCCAGGCACACUGGGACAGCUUCAAACUCGUGUCCAGUCUAGAUGCCCUGUGCGUCUCCCUAGCUUAUAUCAACUGCUGCAUUAACCCCAUCAUUUAUGUGUUCGCCGCCCAGGGCUUUCACGCCCGGUUCCUGAAGACCCUCCCCGCCAGGAUCCGGGGCGUGUUGACUGAAGAGUCCGUGCGCCGGGAGAGCAAGUCCCAGACGCUCUCCACGGUGGAUACCCCGGCCCUGAAGAGCCAGGCGGUGUAAGGGGGGGCCUCUCUGACCGCCAGCUUUCCAAGCCUCCGCCAAACUUCUGGUCCAUUCACUUUGCUUUUUGGAACUCAGCCCGGGACAAGGUGGGUGGUGUUGGUUGAAUGAAUUUGCCACCUUUUCCUUCCAUCUUUCCUGGACUCAUCCUGCUUCUUCUCGGCGAACCCAUCUUAUCGUUCUUCAUUUUCCAAGGUUGAUAAGUUCUUCUAGGAACCCCCCCCCCNUA
Messenger RNA from Odocoileus virginianus texanus, 1354 nucleotides. RefSeq names its product complement C5a receptor 1 (gene C5AR1). Gene Ontology annotation, cellular component: plasma membrane. The record is from RefSeq and is a predicted model, not a curated record. Gene Ontology annotation, molecular function: complement component C5a receptor activity; G protein-coupled receptor activity. Gene Ontology annotation, biological process: complement receptor mediated signaling pathway; positive regulation of cytosolic calcium ion concentration; chemotaxis. NCBI's taxonomy places the organism in Eukaryota, Metazoa, Chordata, Mammalia, Artiodactyla, Cervidae.